This is a messenger RNA of Pangasianodon hypophthalmus (striped catfish), 6484 nucleotides long. It is a transcript of the gene cdk14, whose product is annotated as cyclin-dependent kinase 14. Gene Ontology annotation, cellular component: nucleus; cytosol; cytoplasm. Bases 3074 to 4402 code for a protein of 442 amino acids. The transcript has 14 exons. The record is from RefSeq and is a predicted model, not a curated record. Gene Ontology annotation, biological process: protein phosphorylation. NCBI's taxonomy places the organism in Eukaryota, Metazoa, Chordata, Actinopteri, Siluriformes, Pangasiidae. Gene Ontology annotation, molecular function: ATP binding; cyclin binding; cyclin-dependent protein serine/threonine kinase activity.
GGUACAGAGGCCACGCCUCCUUCACUGAGACUGACAGGUACAGAGGCCACGCCCCCUCCACUGAGACUGACAGGUACAGAGGCCACGCCCCCUUCACUGAGACUGACAGAUACAGAGGCCACACCCCCUUCACUGAGACUGACAGAUACAGAGGCCACGCCUCCUUCACUGAGACUGACAGAGGCCAUGUUGCUCAUUUAGAUGUCUAAGCUAGCUCAUCGUACUGAUAUUAUAACUAGCAAACCAACAUGAGUGAACGAAGUAUCAGCACAAGCCAACGCACUGAGCUACGCCCAUAGCGAACACUCGGAAUGUCUCAUUAUGAUUAGCCAUUCGCUCCUUUUUAAAUGAACUGCAACGACAGAAUCAGUGGAGUAUAAAAGAGCACUUCUGCAUUCAGACGUGUAAGUCACUGCAGGGGUCCAAGCGGUUAACAUCAUGAAGAGCAGCGAUUUUUUCUAAUAAAAAAAAAAAAUAGGUUGUGUUGAGUGUAAAUGUUGACUACUGUUUAUAUUUUCAGUCAGUACCUUACAUUACCUACGUAUACUUACAUUACUUUGAUUAAAAUAUUAGCUAGCUAGCAAACAGUAGUUCAGUCAUUCAUGACUCAGCUCUAAAAUCCUUUCCUGACAACAGUAAAAUCAGUAAACCUGUGAAAAUGAUAUGAAUACAGUUUUGCAGUUUAUAUAUUAAUUAGUGAUGCUGUACUCGCCACUUUGAGUUAGCCGAUGCACCAUCUUAAGUUGCACGUCCAUGCUAAUAUGGGUGGAUGAGAGACGGACCCACUGUUCGUCCGUCCGUUUGCACACGUGCACUUUACGUAGUCGUGUGAAUGUUUUUGUAGUCUUAUUUAGUCCUAUGUAGUCUCAUGUAGCUCUGUGUUGUUUUUAUGUAGCACCAUCUUCCUGGAGGAACGUUAUUUCGCUUCACUGUGUACCAGCUGUCUAUGGUUGAAAUGACAAUAAAACCACUUGAACCUGAACAUGGUAUCUGCUGGCUCCAGUUUUUGCAAGAUGGUGACUCCCAUUUCAACCCAAAAAAGGCUUAAAAAUGCACAAUGGGAGUGAAUGGAACCAUGUUUCCACUCAUAUAUGCAGUCAUUGGUACAGCUAAACACGAAACUGUCCAGCCAAUAGACAGUAAACAGUAAAACAGGUGUUUAGUCAGCUAGAAAGCAGUUUGUAACGCAGCCGGUGACUGAGCUCUCUGGAUAAAAAUUCAACACCUAACGUCUCACAGGGGAUCUGGUGUCCAUUGGAAAGAGAGACAGAGAUACAGCUGAGAGACAGACAGAGUGAGAGAGACAGAGAGAAAGAGAAAAGAGAGAGAUAUAGACAAAGACAGAUAGAAAGAGAGAGAGACACAGAGCUGCCCUUCUACUUCCACUGUGAAAAAUACCAAUUUUUACUCACAAUACCAAUACCAAAUACUCACAGUUUCUGCAAAUUACCAGAAGAAGAGAAAUUAAAAUUCAUCUUAGGAGAAGGACAUUGCAGCCUUUGCUGUACAGCCUGAGGAACAGUGAGACACUGAGUGUCCUGCACACACCCUCAGUAUACAAUAUACACAAUACUUUCAGACGCUUACGUGUCAGUUUUUUUUUCUUGUUGUUUGCUAUUAGUGUAUCACUAUUUGCUUUUUCAACAAUGUGAUUUAUAACAUUCAUGCCAAUAAAGCACUGCUGAACUGAACUGAGACGCAAAGAGAGACAGACUGAGAGAGACUGAGAGGGAGACAGACAGAGGGAUGACCCUGAUGGCGUAAUGUGUGAGAGAUGUAACUGAAAGAUGACCAAAGAGAGAGCAUCACUGAGAGAGAGACAGAGCGAGGGGGAGACGGGAAAUGAUCUAUUAGAGUAAAUGAUCUGAUGAGUUGUAGGAAGUGGGAGACUCUCUGUGUGUGUGUGUGUGUGUGUGUUAAGUGUAUCCCUGCCCCCUCCUUCCUUCACUGGAGAAUAGUGUGCAAUAUCUAGUAAUACAUUCUGAUCUGCUGAAUUUAUUCUGCUGAAAGUAUCAAGAAAAGCAGAAAUUGUUGUAUAAAAUAAACAUCUCACACAAUCUUCACUCAUACAGCUGAAGAAACUGCUCAUAACAUCUCUAAUGAAAAUCACUUCAUAACAUUUUAAUAGCAUAAUAGCAUUUUACCUCAAAAACAUAUUUGGUAAAAUUAUUCACACCUCUAAAUAUAAUACAUGGUAAUUAAUAAAUGUAUUAAAUGUAAAAACAAAAAUCUGCAAAAAACCUGAUAUAAAAAUACUUAAACACUUAAUUAAGCACAAUCAGGUUCCCCAGCGACUCCAAACAUUGUUCAACAUCAACACGGGCACGAAAAAAUCAUUGUUUUGCGUGCGUGAAGGAGUUUAAAAUGCACAGAGGAGGCAACUGAGAUCUCAGAAAUGUAACUCCAACCUCAGACAUCACAGGAUGGCUGAUAUUCUCUCCAACGCAGAAAAUUACAGAAUGAACAAUGUAAAAAUGGAGGAUGAUGUCAGGGAAAAGUGUGCACUAUGGUGCUUUAAUUGAGCAGCAGCGACAGUGUUUUCCAUAACUGUUUUUGUAAUUGCUGCAGUGUGCGUGUGUGUUUGUGUGUGAGUCCGUGAGAUCUGAUGAUGCUCCUCCACCCCUGAGGAUUGCAUUUCACUGAAACUACACAGCAUGAGGGGGACUGGUGGGAGAUCAAUAGUGUGUGUGUGUGUGUGUGUGUACACUUGCAUGCUGUUCCUGCUGCAGACGCUACAAUUGCUUCUCUCUGCUUCCUCAAACUGCUCGAGACUGUACCAUUUACACACACACACAGGGGCUGCUGGUUAGAGCUCAUCUUUCUCAGACUUGAAGGGGACAUGAGGACACACACACACACCUACUGAUCUACCACUUCAGGAGAGAGGAUCCCCCCUCUCAUCCUUCUUUAUUUGGUACGGACCGUGGGGUUCCAGCCUGCUGAGGCGGUGAGCGAGAGAAAGACAGAGAGAGAGAGAGAGAGAGAGAGAGAGAUACAGAGAGAUACAGAGAAAUAGAUACAGACAGACACAGAGUGAGAGAGACAGAGCGACAGACAGAGAUGGUCUGAGUGGAUGUGUAUGCUUCGCUGUAGCUGCAUCCUGCAAACAGACACUGAAUAUAAGAUAUGCGUCUCCAAGAUGUCCACUCGAGGGUGCCAGGGUUCGGACUCGCUCUUCAGGCCCCUGGAUUCGAUCCCUGAAGAACGCCGGGCACGAGUCCAGCGCACUCAGAGCGGCUUUGAGCCCUUUGAUAAGCACACUAGCCAGGUGAAGAGAGUGCACUCGGAGAACAACGCCUGCAUCAACGCCUCGGGGAGCAACACACACGCAGAGUCACCCAAACUCCGCCGUCACUCCAGCCCCAGCUCCGUGAGUCCGACCAGUCCGAAGUUUGGGAAGGUUGAUUCCUAUGAGAAACUGGAGAAGCUCGGAGAGGGUUCAUAUGCCACUGUCUACAAGGGGAAGAGCAAGGUGAAUGGGAAGCUGGUGGCUCUUAAGGUGAUUCGGCUGCAGGAGGAGGAAGGAACACCAUUCACCGCUAUCAGAGAGGCUUCUCUGCUGAAGGGUCUGAAACACGCAAACAUUGUCCUGCUACAUGACAUCAUACACACCAAGGAAACACUCACACUCGUCUUCGAAUAUGUGCACACAGAUUUGUGUCGGUACAUGGAUAAACACUCCGGGGGGCUCCACCCUGAAAAUGUCAGACUUUUUCUGUUCCAAUUGUUACGAGGUUUGUCCUACAUCCAUCAGCGCUUCAUCCUGCACCGAGACCUCAAACCUCAAAACCUGCUGAUCAGUGAGACUGGUGAACUCAAACUGGCUGAUUUUGGUCUAGCCCGUGCUAAAUCUGUUCCUAGUCACACAUACUCUAAUGAGGUGGUGACUCUGUGGUACCGACCCCCAGAUGUUCUGCUUGGUUCUACUGAAUAUUCCACCUGCCUGGACAUGUGGGGCGUCGGCUGUAUCUUUAUUGAGAUGAUUCAGGGCGUGGCUGCAUUUCCUGGUAUGAAGGAUGUGCAGGACCAACUGGAGAGAAUCUUCCUGGUACUUGGUACUCCAUCUGAAGAAACAUGGCCAGGUGUUCACUCACUUCCUCACUUCAAACCAGAUCGGUUUCCUGUGUAUAGCGCCAAAAAACUUAGACAAGCCUGGAACAAGUUAGGUCAUGUGGAUCAUGCUGAAGAUUUAGCCUCCAGGUUUCUGCAGUGUUUCCCGAAGAAGCGCGUUUCUGCUCACACAGCGCUGCAGCACGAGUUCUUCAACCAGCUAACCUCUAAACUGAGGGAGAUCUCAGACAUGUCCUCCAUCUUUUCUGUGGCGAGUUUGAAGCUGCAGCCCGAGUCGAAUAUCGCCAACAUCAAAACACACAGCAAAGGAGCUACAUGUGGUAAACACUGACAGGUUGCUUUCCCUCUGUGUUCAGUCAGGAUGAAGAAAAGACAUGAGGGAUGCAGAGUCAGCUCUGUUCUUUUAAAUUAUUCCUUAAUAAGAUUGUGUGUGUGUGUGUGUGUGUGUGUGUGUGUAUGUGAGAGAGAGAGUAUGUUGGAUUGUGUGUGUGUGUAAAUAAGGGGAAUGUCACACUUUUAUUAUUCUUUUUAUUUUUUUUUUAUUAGAAAUGUUUACACAUUGUUAAUAGAGAUGACUUCACACACACACACACACACACACACACACACACACACACACACAGAGUUUGUGUGUGCGGCUUUGUGUGUAUGAACAUGUGGGUUAUGAGAAUGUAUGUACAGAGAAACUCAUUUUCCUCAAAAUGCCACAGAACCUUCCUGUUUCCUUCCCAUUUCCUACUGAGGCUCCGCCCCUGACCAUGGCCUUCACCACUGACCACGCCUCUUUUUGUGAUUAGUCAGUGCACAUGCACACAUCCUGUAAACACAUGUGCAAUAACAAUAAUAAUAAUAAUGACGCUGAUGACGCUGCCUGCAGGGACUGAAUUAAAGCAAUGAGAGAACACACAAUGAGAGUACUUCAGAGAUCUGUGUGUGUGUGUGUGUGUGUGUGAGAAACAGGCAAUACACCUAUGUGGUGCUACACUGUGUGGUUAGAUCAUUUUCUUUCAGCCUGCAACACACUUUGACACCAGAACUGACCAAUCACAGCUCAGCUGUGAAGACCAUGAUUGGUCGCUGUGUGUGUGUGUGUGUUUGUGUGUUUAAUCGAGAGCUUCCUGUGUCACAGAGCUGUGUAUAAAGCUGUGUGAAGUGCACACUCCACUUACACACCAGACAGUUAUGUGUGUGACUUCCUUUAAUACAAUACAGUAAAAGCAGCAAUUAAAGGCCCGGCACUGUUACUGCGUGUGUGUGUGUGUGUGUGUGUGUGUGUGUGUUUUACAAUGAAAAUUAACACAGUACAACACACAUACAUACACACACACAACACCCAAACACACACAUAGACACAGUACAAAACGACACACACACACACACACACACAUACACACACAAUCUCACAAAUGCAGUAAAACACAACACACACACAGUACAAUAACGGUCCCCUUCCCCACACAGCCCUCAGUAUGUGUAUUUAUUUGGGAGUGAACAGGAAGCAGGUAGUUGGUCAGUGACACAGCAGUGUUGUGGAUUAAUAAACGUCUCAUCGUUCAGCUUUACUCAGAACACUCAGAACUGCUUCCAGACGCUCGCUCUGCAGGGCAAGACUUCCCGAAGAAAUCAGAGUUAACUGCUAACCGUAAAAAAGCGAACUACUGCAGUGCAGGUUCUAAUGUGGGUUCUAAUGCACCCUUUCCACUUUCCUGUGAUUGUGUCUCCUUAUCAGCUUAACGAAGUGUGCUAGGUGAGGGAUUUUAAGAGCACACUUAUUUACCCAGAAUGCAUUGCAGCACUCAAAUUCAGUUUUAAGUGUUUGUAAUGGGAGCAAUAAAAUCUUUUAUUAUUUCAAUUCUAACAUGAACAUGUAAACACACACACACACACACACAUACAGACACACACAAGACACAUGUUCUUAGAUCGCAUGUCAGGAAAUAACACAUUAUUUGCUUUAUUUUGUUUAUUUAAUGAUCAGAUCUGUGACAUCAUCCCACAUCAUGACAUGAUCUCAAAAGACAUCAUCUCACUUGAGCACUCACAAUCAGCAGGAAAAAAUGACAAAUGAAAUAAACAAACAUCAACAUGAAGGGAAGUCAUCUCUCUCUCUCUCGCUCUCUCUCUCUCACACACACACUGUAAAUAAUAUUUAGUGUGUGUGUGUGAUGUGUCAUGAAUAUCCCCAUGAUAUGGAGUCAUGAAUAUGGAGAUAAAUAUUAUGUACUCAUAAUGCAUUUGCGUAUAACUUUUCUCUUUUUGCACUGAUGCUCAUAAGGGUUUGGCCAUGCUACAAUUCCUUAUAACCUGUUAGAAGUUGUUAUAAAGUGUGUGAUGUCAUUACUGUUAUGUCCUUCUGUAAAGGUUCACUGUUGUUUUAACUGAAAUAAAUAAAGCAUUUCAAUGCAGUAAGAAA